AUGACGAGUCUCAAGAGAUCGUUCGAGACUGACCCGUUGUCCUCAAACAUCUCAAGUAAGGUGUAUGUGAGGUCCACCAAACGCGGAAAGGUCCAAAAGAUUGUGCGCGAGGUCUACCUUCGACAAGACAUCCCUUGUUCUUCCCAAAUAUGUUCAAUAUGCCGCUCGACAGCGCCCUCAAACGCGGCUGGCGUGGUGAGCCCAUUUGUGCUUUCAGACAAGCCGGCAGGCACCAAGGCCUUCCCUCAGGGCCAUUACUUGGUGCCAGAUACGAAUGCUCUGCUCAACGCCAUGGAUCUCUUCGAGCAGACUUCUGCAUUCUAUGACGUAAUCAUCUUGCAGACGGUUCUAGAGGAGCUGCGCAACCGGUCUCUGCCGCUAUACAAUCGCCUCAUUGGCCUGACCAAGAGUGAGGACAAGCGCUUCUACGUGUUUUUCAAUGAGUUCAGACUUGAGACCUACGUUGCCCGCGAGCAGGAUGAGAGCAUUAAUGAUCGAAAUGACCGGGCUGUGCGCCGAGCCGUGCAGUGGUACAACGAGCACUUGGCUCAAACGAAGAGCAAGCAGCGCCCUACGGUGGUGAUGCUCACGGAUGACAGAAGCAAUCUUGAAAAGGCAAAGGCGGAGAAAGUUCCUGCGUCUACACUGCGAAAUUAUGUCUCGGGACUUGAGGAGGCCGAUCGUCUUUUGGACAUGAUUGCUGAAAGUCAGGAGCGAGGAGUGUCCAGGGAUAAGAAAGCUGUGGAUUUCCUCUACCCAGAGUACUACAGCAUGUCCAAGAUGAUGACGGGUAUCAAAAAUGGCAUGCUUCACCAGGGUAUCUUCAAUGUCUCCCCGUACAACUAUCUCGAGGGGUCUAUUAAGGUUCCCGCGUUCCCCAAGGCCCUUCUCGUGUUGGGACGAGACAACAUCAAUAGGGCUGUUGAUGGAGACGUGGUGGUUGUCGAAGUUCUCCCGAAGGACCGGUGGAAGGAGCCGUCUACCAAGAUUAUCGAGGAAGAGGCUGUCACCAAGAAUGAGAAUGCCGAUGGUGACGAAGGCGAGGAUCUGGUCACGGAGAAGGAGAAGCGUGCCCUGCAAGAGGAAGUCAAGAAGACGCAUAGCACGAGUACCGAAGGACACCCCCAGCCGACUGCGAAGGUGGUCGGUAUUAUCAAGCGCAACUGGCGUCAGUACGUUGGUCAUGUCGACCAGAGUUCGGUCAGCCAACCUGCAAAGCAGGGGCGGAAGCAGGAGACCGUCUUCCUCAUUCCCAUGGACAAGAAGGUUCCGAAAAUCCGGAUACGUACGCGCCAAGUUGGGGAGCUGCUGGGAAAGCGUAUUCUCGUCACAAUCGAUUCUUGGGAUCGAGAAUCGCGAUACCCCAUCGGCCACUUUGUCAGAUCACUAGGUGAGUUGGAAAGCAAGGCCGCUGAGACGGAGGCCUUGUUGCUCGAGUACGAUGUCCAAUAUCGACCUUUCCCGAAGACUGUGCUCGACUGCUUGCCUAGGGAGGGUCACGACUGGAAAGUUCCUCCCAGUACGGCGGACCCUGGUUGGAAAGACCGCGAAGAUCUCCGUGGGCUGCUCAUUUGCAGUAUUGAUCCCGUUGGUUGUCAAGAUAUCGAUGACGCGCUACAUGCCCGGGCCCUGCCAAAUGGCAACUUCGAAGUCGGUGUCCACAUUGCCGACGUGUCACAUUUUGUUAAGCCGAGCAAUGCCAUGGACACAGAGGCCAGCAUACGCGGCACGACUGUUUAUCUGGUAGACAAGCGUAUUGACAUGCUGCCGAUGUUAUUGGGAACCGACCUUUGCUCACUCAAGCCAUACGUAGAACGGUACGCGUUCUCGGUUAUUUGGGAAGUAAACGAGGCCGCAGAUAUUGUCAACGUGCGGUUCACCAAGUCAGUUAUCAAGUCACGGGAAGCCUUCAGCUACGAACAAGCACAAUUGCGUAUCGACGACGCAUCUCAGCAGGAUGACCUCACCAAAGGAAUGAGAACGCUGCUGAUGCUCUCCAAGAAACUGAAGCAGAAGCGUAUGGACGCCGGUGCUCUCAGUCUCUCCUCACCCGAAGUCAAGGUCCAGAUGGAGUCUGAGACAUCGGACCCCAUUGAUGUCAAGACGAAAGAACUCCUCGACACCAACUCCCUGGUUGAAGAGUUCAUGUUGCUUGCCAACAUCAGCGUAGCAGGCAAGAUCUACGAAGCGUUCCCCCAGACAGCCAUUCUCCGCCGUCACGGCGCACCUCCCAAGACGAACUUUGACGAGCUAUCAAACCAGCUCAAAGUCAAGAGAGGACUCGAACUGCGCGUCGACUCGUCACGCGCUCUGGCCGAUUCGUUGGACGAGUGCGUUGACCCGCAUGAUCCCUUUUUCAACACUCUCAUCCGUGUCAUGGCAACGCGUUGCAUGAUGAGUGCCGAGUACUUCUGCGCCGGCACUCAAGCCUACCCAGAAUUCCGCCAUUACGGUCUAGCAUCCGAGAUCUACACUCAUUUUACGUCCCCGAUCCGUCGAUACGCCGACCUGGUUGCCCACCGCCAGCUCGCAGCGGCCAUCGACUACGAGCCCAUGCACCCCGCUGUGCGCUCGCGCGGUCGCCUCGAGGCCGUCUGUAAGAACAUUAACGUGCGGCACCGAAACGCGCAGCUGGCGGGACGAGCCAGUAUAGCCUACUACGUUGGACAGGCGCUCAAGGGCCGUGUAGCUGAGGAGGAAGGCUUUGUCAUGAAGAUCUUCAGUAACGGCUUCGUGGUCCUGGUGCCGCGCUUCGGCAUCGAGAGUCUGAUCCGUUUGCGGGAUCUGGCUGAGCCGGAGCCGGAGAGUACGUUCGAUGCUGAGAACUAUACGCUCAAGACGAGUGGCAGCCGAGAGGUUACGGUGGAAUUGUUCCAGAAGGUGGUGGUGAGGAUUAGUGAUGCGAAGGAUGAGGCUACGGGGAAGAGGGGGGCGAAGAUGGAGUUGGUUAGGACGGUGUAG
This is a messenger RNA of Pseudomassariella vexata, 2961 nucleotides long. RefSeq names its product RNB domain-containing protein. Gene Ontology annotation, molecular function: RNA binding; 3'-5'-RNA exonuclease activity; endonuclease activity. NCBI's taxonomy places the organism in Eukaryota, Fungi, Ascomycota, Sordariomycetes, Amphisphaeriales, Pseudomassariaceae. The transcript has 2 exons. Bases 1 to 2961 code for a protein of 986 amino acids. Gene Ontology annotation, biological process: rRNA catabolic process. Gene Ontology annotation, cellular component: cytoplasmic exosome (RNase complex); nuclear exosome (RNase complex). The record is from RefSeq and is a predicted model, not a curated record.